Laccaria bicolor S238N-H82 is the source of this 1224-nucleotide messenger RNA. RefSeq lists its product as uncharacterized. NCBI's taxonomy places the organism in Eukaryota, Fungi, Basidiomycota, Agaricomycetes, Agaricales, Hydnangiaceae. Gene Ontology annotation, biological process: maintenance of mitotic sister chromatid cohesion; mitotic sister chromatid cohesion. The record is from RefSeq and is a predicted model, not a curated record. The transcript is spliced from 4 exons. Gene Ontology annotation, cellular component: Ctf18 RFC-like complex; chromosome, centromeric region; nucleus. The coding region runs from base 1 to 1224 and encodes 407 amino acids.
AUGCAAGAAUCUUCUCUUUCCUUUUCUCCUAUAUCCUCUGAGGAGGCUGGCUAUUUCAAGCUGCUGGAGCUCACUCCAGAGUUGGUUACCCUCAUAGAAGAAGCAACCAUCCAGCAUUCAGAUGGACCUAGUCUUGUUGUGAAGGGCCAACCGGGCGAAGAUGCCGUCAUAUGCACAGUCGAUAAGACGUAUUCUAUGCGGACCGUUGGCCUGUCCAAUUCGGUGCUGGUCGUUACACCUCCGCAAGACGCAUUCGCUUCCAAGUUCACUGACAACGGAGUCGUCAUCCGCGACCAACUAAAUGAAAUAAUCGAGCUCGCACCUAUUGUCCCAAAAUUACACAAGCUGUCAACCUUGUUACGCGGUAGGGAAUAUGAUGAAGAGCAUGACGAGGAUGCGAGUUCGACACCGAGCUUCACAUAUCAGGAUGCGAGAGAGCUCAUCCAAGCCAGUGAUGCAGAACUGAAUAAAGGUUUAAGGGAAAGACGGAUACUCCAUAUAAACGGUGCUCGUCCUUUUUUCCUAUCAAAUCAAGUAUUUACAGCUUCUCCAGGCGACUUGCGCCCCAUUUCUUUGACGUAUCUCAAUCAACUACUGGAACUUGUCCUCAACCUGCUUGUGUCCUUGUCACAGCCGGAUACAGGCGCAUCUGUGGAAGACAUAUCUUCGGCCCUCGCUAAUGACCAUGACGUUCCACGAGUCGUCUCUACACAAGUGAUGUCCUGGUUUGGCGACAUCCACCAAGGCAAGUGGAAAAUUGACGUCGAUUGCGUGAUCAGGGAGGUCGGUCUUGGGAUAUUAAGAAACCACAAGCACGAACCCGUUGCCGGGGAUAUUUUUGUUGCACAAUGGAGGUCUCUCGUCGGCGACUCCUUUGAGCAUGCGGUUUCGUUGCCUUUGCUUGCCGUGAGUUACUUUGGCAUUUAUAUUGACUGUCAAGCGCAUUUAUCGUCACUACAACAGGGAAACUAUCUCGUUUCCACGAUGCACGACACACAAUAUUUGACAUACUUCCCCGCAUCCCUAUUACCCAUCGACCCAGCUGCACGCUUUUCGCAUCUUUUCCUGACUCGUCCCCGAUGGAAAGGCGAUGAAAUUUCGCCUUUCCUGUCUGAUAUUGCCGUCAAUAACAAAGAGCGAGACAAGCUUCUCCUCAAGCAUUGUCGAGCUGUAACCGACUCUGAAGGUGUAUGGUACACAGCACGAGCUCAGUACAAUGGAUGA